Molecule: messenger RNA, 1317 nt
Organism: Babesia sp. Xinjiang
Lineage: Eukaryota; Apicomplexa; Aconoidasida; Piroplasmida; Babesiidae
Product: Phosphatidate cytidylyltransferase 2
Exons: 1
Coding region: 1-1317 (438 amino acids)
Cellular component (GO): endoplasmic reticulum membrane
Molecular function (GO): phosphatidate cytidylyltransferase activity
Source: RefSeq, a predicted model, not a curated record
AUGCGCGUCUUUAGGCGUUCGUCGUCCAUACGCGAUUCUCGCGGCAGCUCUAACCAGGAAAAGCCGGAACAUGGAGAUAACUGUUGGUACAUGAUUCCGACUAAUAAGGUAGUGAUUAGAAUUGCUCUAGGCCUGUUUAUAUCGGGGGCAUUCAUUUUUGUAAUAUGUUUAGGGCACACAUAUACCUCAAUACUGAUACUGUUUUUGAUCGGUCGGGCCUACUACGAGUUGGUGAACUUAUAUGACAAGGUGAUUCAGCAGAGAAAACAGGCAAUAGGGGAGGAUGUCGGAACCAAGACAUCGGUGGUUCCUGGGAAGUAUAAGAAGCGUGUUCGUAUAUACGUCAUCACUGAAGCCUUUGAUUUGUUGUCAUUCAUCUCACUUGAAACGUAUUUCCUGAUUAUCACAAUGGUUGGCAUAUCAUUUCCUUGGUUAUUGCCACGCUUGGCCCGUAUGCAUACUAAAGUGGCUCGUGUCUGCGCAUUAAUACUCUCGUAUCACUAUCUGUUGCUUUUCAUUUCAUGUUUUUCAGGAAUUAUUAAAUUCAUUUUAAGCCUCGAAAAGGGGCGUUCACGUCAGCAGUUCCUCCGUUUCGCGUUCAUAAUAAUGGCCUUGUUGUAUGUGGUUAUACAGAGCAUGAUGACAAUCGGCAAUCUAUACUAUGGCAUGAUUUGGGUCGUUCUCCCGCACACCAUGAUAGUGUGCAACGAUGUGAUGGCAUACUUUUUUGGCAAAAUGUUCGGCAGGACCCCUUUGAUUUCUCUAUCCCCGAACAAGACACUUGAGGGAUUCAUAGGGGCGUUCUUCUCUACAUUACUAGUAGUUGCAGUGGCCAGCCCCGCAUUAAUAAGUUUCCGACCUAUGAUAUGCCCUGUAAAUAACUUUGAUUUUACACCUUUUGCGUGGAUGAACAAUGCAUGCGAGCCCGAAGGUAUAUAUAGGUUGGCGACGUAUACACUGCCUGACUGGGCUGCCAACUUUGUUGGUGUUAAGGAGGUACUGUACAAGCCUUGCUUUGUUCAUGUUAUGAUUUUGACACUGUUCGCGUCGUUGUUUGCCCCUUUUGGUGGCUUCUUGGCUUCCGGUUUCAAGCGGGCUCUAAAGGUAAAGGAUUUUAGCGAUACAAUUCCUGGCCAUGGAGGUAUGAUGGACCGUUUCGACUGUCAUAUUUUGAUGGGGACAUUCACAUAUCUGUAUUUGAAGACUUUUGUCAGAAGUUCUAAAUAUAGUGCAGAUGCAGUCAUGAAAGUCAUUAGUCGAAUGACACCGGAAGAUCGCGCCGUGCUUCUAAGCAAGUUGAAAGAGGUGUUCGGAUGA